This is a messenger RNA of Cryptococcus amylolentus CBS 6039, 8034 nucleotides long. RefSeq lists its product as hypothetical. The coding region runs from base 130 to 7944 and encodes 2604 amino acids. Gene Ontology annotation, biological process: regulation of translation; cellular response to amino acid starvation. Gene Ontology annotation, cellular component: cytosol. Gene Ontology annotation, molecular function: protein kinase regulator activity. The record is from RefSeq and is a predicted model, not a curated record. The transcript is spliced from 11 exons. Lineage: Eukaryota; Fungi; Basidiomycota; Tremellomycetes; Tremellales; Cryptococcaceae.
AGAGAUUCUAGCAAAGUCAGGAAACAUUCCAGCACCUCCUCUUCCUAUUCCCUUGCCCCUCCCACUGCCCGACCACCCAACAUAUCUUCCACCAAAAAACCCCUCCAAAAACUCCAGGCCCAGCGAGGCAUGUCAUCAAAAGCCAAAGUCGGCUCAUGGCUAGACAAGAGCGACGAGCCUAAGUCUGAGGCGUACGAGUCUGAAUCUGAAUCAGAAGAGCAGGUCAAGAAGGAGGUGGAGGACUACAACGAUGAUGAAGAUGAUAUAGAACCAACAGAAGAUGUCACUGGAAGAAGGGAGACGGACGUUGAUUGGGAAGCUCUUGGCCCGAGACUGAGGACAUCUCUUUUGGAUCCAAGCAGCAAGAGAAGAAGGGCUUUCCUUUCCCAAUACCUCUAUGUCUCUGAGCAAUCACCCCCACUGCCACAAGUCCCACUCGUCUUGACUGCUUUGCUUUCAACGCUCUCUUCGAUAACAGAUGUCGACCACUCUGAGGACAUUGUCAGCACCCUGAUACAACUCGUGGAUAGGGAUGAGAAGCUGGAGGAGGGCAAGCAGAAACUUGCAGACAAGCUCGUCAAGUGGGCCAGUAUGGAAGUUGACAAGGUCGCGAACCCUUCAAAGUCUGUCUCUCCUGUGACCCUUUUCCCCUAUCUCAUCAUCACCACCUCCCUUAUCUCUAAAUUAGCAUCGACCCGCGCACCUGUAGACCAAUUCGUUUCGUCCCAGCAAGGCCAGGACUUGUUCCUCAGCCUUGCCUUAGUCUUGGACGCCAUGAGGUUGGGAGAAAAGGAGAUCCACCGCGAAUCGAGAGUGAAGCGGAUCAGAAAGAAGGCCGGAAUACAAGUGUGGAGAGUACUGAGGCAAUUGCGACCAACUCUGUCUCAAGUAUUGCACUCCCUCGUCACUCGCACCUACUCGCAACCCUCUCGACUGGCGGUGCUCAUCACACACGUCAUUGGGGUUGCUCUGCGACUUAAACCUUUAAAGAAUGGAGAUGCGGGUGGAGCCGCUUCCGGCAGGGAAAUUGUCGAAAAGGAAAAGGACGCCAUAGUCAACUACUACUCUACCAACAUACUCGGAGCCAAGACUCACGUCACCCGUCACUCCUCUACGGCUUUCAACGAGUUCUUGGGAGAGUUUGUCUCGUAUCAAACUCUCUCUGAGAAGCUCAUCCCACAGGCUGAGAAGAUGCUUCUUCGGUCACCCGAAGUUGCGCUUGAACUCACCGCCGACCUUCUUUUGGCCUGCCCUCACGACGUCUCUGCCCUCGUGCCGGCCAAAUUGGUCAACUCGACCCUUUCUGCUUCCAAGUCAUCCAACGCCGAGACCCGAAGCAAAUCUCUCACCCUCUUGAAGGCCGUUAUCACCCGAUGCUCUGACGAAGCUGCCCAGGCCAAGGUCGCCAGCGAGAUCAUCGCUUUGCCCAAGGCCGGCAAGACCGCUAGCCCCGAGCAUCGUGCCAUCUUGUUUGCCAUGCUUUCCGAGAUUCCUGUCUCUGAUGCAGCUUCAUCCGUCGUCGUUGACGUUCUUCCCACACUUGUUGCGAAGGAAGCCAACGAAGCUGCAUUCCAAGCUCUUGGUGCUGCUCUCGGCCACCACCUUGCACACACGUUCACUUCCAACAAGGCCCUUGCUGCUGCUUCCAGCCAGGCGUUGGUCAAGGAGCUCGGCGCCACCAAGAUUGCCACCCGUCGAGGUCUUUCGAGUGCUGUCGGUCAAGCUAUUUGGACUGUCGGCUCGACAGGCCAGCAAUUCUCUGUUGAGGGUGAAAAGACCAUCAGUGCUCUCGUCCCCGCCCUCGAAAACAAUCUCAAGGCUGCUGCUGCAUGUCUGCCUGCCAACCCCGCUGGGUUCCUCGAAGGCUACGUCGCUCUUUCCCUCGCCCUUGGCGCCUUGAAGGGCAUGCCUGCCGCCGACAAGCUCAACGGCAGCCCUGUCAUGGAUGGCAUCCUGGCCGUUGCCCCCAAGCCCUCUUUUGUGCUUAACAGCAAUAUUCACUUGCGACUCCCCGCUGCUGAAGAUGAGUUGUGGCUUUUGAGGUCCCUGGAAGGCGUCGUCGCAACUCAGGGCUCGAAGAUCAACACCGACGCUGCCAAGGUUGCUAUCGGACUGGCUUUUAUCCAUCUAGCUUUCGAAGCGAAGAGCAGCGAGGUCAGGCGAGGUACCUUUGAGGCUCUCACCAAGCUGGUCAAAGUCCAGCCUCAGGUCUUGAGCAGUAUCAUUCGACUGGCUCUUCAAUCUUGGCUCAGGACCCGCGACGAGCGUCGUGCGUCUUACAAGCCAACAUCCGAGGAUGACGACCCCGUCUCCAGCAAGUCGCGAGAGAUUGGCCGUCUCCUCUCUUCCAUCUUUGUCGCCGGCCCCGAUGCCAGCAAAAGAGUCCUCGAGGACCUUGCGGUCGACUUUAUCGUGCUCGCCCAUCACCCUGAACUCACUUCCGAGGCUCAAACCAGCUGGGUCGGGCUCGUGCAGUCUCUGGGUCUCGACCCCGCUGCUGUUGCGAGGGAUGAAAAGGACCGGAUUUUGAACGUUCUGUGGGAAGCGGCUGCUACUCCCCCUGCCGAUCUCAGACUCGCUGAGGCAGCUUACCGUGCCGUCACCACCCUCGCCUUUAUUUCUCCGACCAUCUACGUUGACGCGUUUGUACAACAGAUCAAGUCUGACCUUGACCCCACUUCUCUCUACUUCAUUGGACUGGAGGAGCGUGGUAUCUGGGCUACCCCGCCUGACCAGACUUACGUAGAUGUCCUCGCGCAGAAGAAAGAUACCGGAGCCGAGAACAAGAACAGAAAGGGCUAUGCGGAUGACCAAUGGGAGCGCGAAGUUCGAGAGUCGCUUGCCAAAAAGCGAGCUGCUGCUACCGUCAAGCUUUCCAAGGCCGAGCAAGCCCUCGUAAACGCGCAAUUGGUCAAGGAGGCCGACACAAGGAGCCGGAUUCUAGAAGUCCAGGCCAAGUUGAAGCGAGGUGUCGAGCUUGUCAGUGCAUUGAGCAAGGCUGGUAGUGCCGAGGUCGGCCGAUGGGUUGGCUUUAUGGCCAAGAGCCUCCUUGACAGCGUCUUCGCUCACGGCAGCUUUUUGGUCGACUCGAGGGCCUUUGAUGUGUUCAUCGACCUCGGAAACCUGGGAUCAGACAGGCUGGGUGAGAAUCGUAGGAUGUUGAUGGCCACCAUUCUCCGAGCUGCCGAAGCUCCAAUGGUGCCUGCCGAUUAUCUCGAGGAGGCGAUUGGUGAGGUCACCACUCGCAUCAUGCACCAGCUUCACUUCAUCUCUGCUCAAACGUCCUUGGAUAGCGUGACCUACUCCAUCUUGACACUGUUGCUUUCAACGGUUGUUGAGAAAGGUGGGGUCGGAGUCGAGGCUCAGAGCGACGAGGCCCUUGAGCAAUUGACUCUAGUCGUUGCCAUUAUCGGCACGUGUGUCGGGGAAUUUGCCAACGAUGCUUACCCUCGCUACGACACCAUUCGAGCUCUCCUUCAUAUCCUUACCACCUACACCAAGCUCUCCAAGGACGCCGCGUCGGCCUUGUCUGACUUGGGUGCUGCUAUCAAGGAUGUUGCCACACACGACGAAAUUCGUGCACUCGUGGCUGGUACUCUCUCCAAAGAGUCAUAUGUCCGAAACGCCGCUCUCCAAGCUCUUCAACCUGUCGACAUCACCGACCUUGACUACCUCGAGGAACUCUGGAUCGCAAUGCACGACGAAGACGAGCAGAAUGCCAACCUUGCUACUCAUAUUUGGGAAGACAACGGUAUCGACUUGCCCGAGACCUACUUGAGCAGUCUCUUGCCGUAUCUCGGUCACGAAUCGGCGGCUGUCAGACUCGGUACCGCCUUAGCUGUAGCUGAGAGUGCGGAGCAAUAUCCAUCUCAAAUCGAACCCACUGUUCAGGGCUUGGAAGAGCUCUAUGUCGAAAAGGCCAAGCCUCUUGUGCCAGAAUACGACCAAUUCGGUAUGAUCAUUCCCGAGACAGUCAACAGACCCGAUCCCUGGGAGGCCAGGGUAGCCAUCGCUCUCGCUCUCGAGAAUACCGCUCCCCUCCUUUCGACUUCCUUGAUUGCGCCCAUAUUUGACUUCCUCAUCAAGCAGGAAACUCUUGGUGACCGAUCUGAGGCUGUUCGAAGUGCUAUGCUGAGCGCAGCCAUCAAGAUCAUUGAUCUGCACGGCGGCGACGCCGUCACCAGUCUAAUGAAGACCUUUGAGGACCAUUUGGGUGCCGACCUGCCUUCUAGCGAGACGGCAGACUACAUCAAGGAGGCUGUCGUCAUCCUUUUCGGUCGCCUCGCUCGACACCUCGACGACUCUGACCCUCGCGUACCCGAAGUGGUCAAUCGAUUGGUCGAUGCCCUCAACACUCCGUCAGAGUUGGUGCAAUCUGCUGUUGCCGAUUGUCUCCCUCCUCUGGUGCAAAACAUGGACGAGGAGUGCGAGUAUCUUGUGGACCGUCUUUUCUCUACCCUCACUACCGGAGCCAAGUACGCUGCUCGACGAGGAGCUGCUUAUGGACUGGCAGGUGUUGUCAAAGGCCGAGGUCUCUCGAGCUUGAAGGAAUACGAGCUUCUGGAGAAACUCACAGAUGCUGUGGAAGACAAGAGCGCGUUCCAGCCCCGUCAGGGUGCCGUCUUUGCCUACGAAACGCUCUCCGGCACCCUUGGCAAGGUCUUUGAGCCCUACAUCAUCCAGAUCAUUCCUCAUCUCUUGGCCUCGUUCGGUGACACCAAUGCGGAUGUUCGUGAGGCCACUCAGGAUUGUGCCAAGGUCAUCAUGUCCAAGGUAUCUGGUCACUGUGUCAAAUUGAUGUUGCCUACAUUGCUUGAUGCCUUGGAGGAGAAACAGUGGCGGACAAAGAAGGGUGCUAUCGAACUUCUCGGUGCGAUGGCGUUCUGUGCCCCACGACAACUCUCGUUGUCUCUUCCCACCAUUAUUCCUCACCUUACCGGCGUCAUCAAUGACUCUCAUGCUCAAGUCAAAUCCGCCGCCAACACGAGUUUGAAGCGAUUCGGUGAGGUCCUGAGUAAUCCUGAAAUCAAAUCUCUUCAAAACACCCUCAUCAAGGCUCUUGCGGAUCCCACGGCCAAGACCAACACUGCUCUCAGCUCCCUGCUCAAGACCACCUUCGAGCAUUAUUUGGACGCCCCCUCACUGGCCCUUGUCAUGCCCAUUAUCGACCGUGGUCUUCGUCAGCGAAGUUCCGAGACGAAACGAAAGUCUGCUCAGAUUGUCGGCAACAUGGCCUCUCUGACAGAGACGCGUGAUCUUGUCCCGUACCUCGAUCAGCUCAUGCCUCUGGUUCACGACGUUUUGAUUGACCCCGUGCCUGAAGCUCGAGCGACUGCCGCCAAGUCUCUCGGUACCCUUGUCGAGCGUCUCGGUGAAACCAACUUCCCGAACCUUGUCAAUGAGCUCCUCCACACCCUCAAGUCCGAUACCAGUGGAGUUGACAGGCAAGGUGCUGCUCAGGGUCUCAGUGAAGUGCUCUCCGGUCUGGGUAUGGAGAGGCUUGAAGGCCUGAUGCCAGACAUCAUUAGCAGCACUUCCAGCCCCAGGCCGUACAUUCGGGAAGGUUUCAUUUCCCUUCUUGUCUACUUGCCAGCCACUUUCGGUCAUCGAUUCGCGCCUCAUCUGGCCCGAGUCAUCCCUCCCGUGCUCAAUGGUUUGGCAGACGAGUCCGAGUAUGUGCGCGAAGCGUCUAUGCGUGCUGGUAAAAUGGUCAUCGCCAACUACUCUGGUAAGGCUGUUGACCUGCUCUUGCCCGAAUUGGAGAAGGGCAUGCUCGAUCCUUCAUGGCGUAUCCGACAAUCUUCCAUCUCUCUUACCGGAGAGCUGCUCUACAAGGUCACUGGUAUCAGCGGCAAGGUCGAGUUGGAAGAGGAGGAUGCUCCUACCCAGAGCGCCGACCAAGCCAGACGUGCGCUUUUGGAAGCUUUGGGCCCCGAAAAGAGAGACCGUGUCUUGGCCACGCUCUACAUUGUCCGACAGGAUGCUGUGGGUGUCGUCAGACAAGCUUCUAUUCACAUCUGGAAGGCCCUUGUGCAGAACACUCCCAGAACCACAAGAGACAUCUUGGGUAUUCUUAUGGAGACCCUCAUGUCCCUUUUGGGCAGCGCCCAUGUCGAGCAACAGGAGACUGCUUCUCGUACUCUUGGAGAACUGUGUCGAAAGAAUGGCGAGCGGAUCUUUGGCGAAAUCAUUCCCAUUCUGCAAAAGGCCGUCGGGUCGCCCGACGUCAGGGUCAAGGAAGGUGCUUGUUUGGCAUUCGCCGAUGUCAUGGCAUCCACCAACAAGGAAAUCAUUUCCCAGCACGAAGACGCCAUCAUUGCUUCUAUCCGGGCCGCGCUUGUCGACCCGGAACAGGCUGUGCGAAUCGCUGCUGCAAAGACUUUCGAUGCUGCUCAACACUACAUGGGUGCCAAGGCCAUCGACCAAACCAUUCCAACGCUCUUGGAAGCUAUGCGAACUCCUGGAGAGUCUUCCGAAACUGCCUUGCAAGCCUUGCAGGAGGUCAUGAGUGUUCGAGCCAACAGCGUCUUCCCCGUACUCAUUCCCACUCUGAUUGCUCAGCCUAUCACUGCCUUCAACGCUCGGGCUCUUGGCCAGCUCGUCAAGGUCGCAGGCUCGGCUCUCAACAAGCGUUUGGACACUGUCCUAAAUGCCUUGGUACUCUCUUUGGAGAAGGAGAAGGACGAGGAUGUGUUGGAAGAACUCAACGAGGCCGUCUCGUCCUUGUUGGAGUCGGUUGAGGACCCUGAGGGUGUCCACGUUCUUGAGAUGCUGCUCAUUGGCUGGGCCAGGGAUGUCAACCCCACAAGGCGAGCUACUGCUUGUAAGAUCUUUGGCACUUUGUGUCAAGUCAGCGAGGCGGACACUGAGGAAUACCGAGUCGAUUGGAUUCGAGUCCUCAUCUCGUUGUUCGAUGACACCACGGAGGAAGUCGUCGCUGCCGCCUGGGAAGCCCUGGACCACUUUGUCAAGACUGUCGACAAGAGCGAGCUCGAGGAUCUCGUCGUUCCUCUUCGACGCAGCAUCGAAUCUGUCGGUGCCCCUGGUCGACCCGUACCCGGUUUCUCAAGGCCCAAGGGCGCCCAAUCCGUCGUUCCCAUUUUGUUGGGCGGUGUCCUCAGUGGCACUCAAGAGCAACGAGAGCAGGCGGCUUUGGGUAUUGGCGAGCUUGUGCAGCGGACUACCGAGGCUGCUAUCAAACCUUACAUCAUCCAGCUUGCUGGACCUCUUAUUCGUGUCAUUUCUGGUCAGGCCAUUGCUCCCCAGAUCAAAACCGCCAUUCUUUCGACCCUCACCGUCCUUCUCCAAGAGGUUCCUCAAUUGGUCAAGCCCUUCCACCCCCAGCUUACCCGAACCUUCGUCAAGUCGGCGCAAGAUCCCACUGCCCUGUCCGUCCGAAACCGUGCUGCUGUCGGUCUUGGUGAAUUGAUGAAGCAUCAGCCUCGUGUUGACCCUCUCAUCACCGAGCUUAUUGGCGGUGUACGAUCUAGCGAUAGCGACAUUGCUCCGUCAAUGGCGAAUGCUCUUGCUGCUGUCUGCACUAGCGCCGGCAAGAACAUCGGUGAUGCCGCCAAGGCAGCCAUCGUUGAGCUGGUUGAAGAGUUCUUUGAGGACAAACACCACGACAACUACAAUUUGGCCAUCUCUCGUGUUGUCGCUGGUCUCGCCAAGACAGAUUCCGAGGCUAUCCGGCCAAUCAUCGAAACAUUCAUCACGCCUGCCCUCCCGCCAACGGCGCUUGUGAGCGCGAUGAUUGUGACUAUUUUGGAGGAGUCCCCAGACGCUUUCUAUGAGCUGGAUUGUGUGGAAGACGUCGUGAAGAGGGUGAUGGCUAGUAUCAGCGCAGACAACGCGUCUGCUGCCAGGCCGGCAAGGGAGAGUAGAGACCUCAUGAGGAAGGGGAGGUUCGGGGACGACGCCGAGGUCCAGGCGUUGUUGCGUUGAUGAGAUAGAUAAACAAAAGGUUGUGACAUAAUGGAUGCCUCAAGGCAAACAGUAGUAGAUUAACGUUGUUCAUGCAAAUUGCACAUAUAG